Molecule: messenger RNA, 1350 nt
Organism: Priceomyces carsonii
Lineage: Eukaryota; Fungi; Ascomycota; Pichiomycetes; Serinales; Debaryomycetaceae
Exons: 1
Coding region: 1-1350 (449 amino acids)
Source: RefSeq, a predicted model, not a curated record
AUGGUUUCGUUACAUGAGAUAAUGCUGCAGAAAUCAGCUUUUCUUCACAUGUCAACUUCAAUUCCAUCGCUAGAUGCGCUUUUGACAGCCAAUAAAUCUAAUGGAAUAUGUGAUUUCCAAAGUGUACCUGGAUGUAACGCUGCUUAUUCUGUCGUUUCAACGAUAAUGAUCUCACAUCUAAAGAAUGGAGGAAGAGUGGUGGUUGUGGACUGUUGGAGUCUGUUUCCAUUGCAACUCUUAGAAGAAGACGCAGAUUAUGAUGAAAGUUGGGAUAGCAAAAUAAUUACAUACUCUACUGACACCUUUGCGAAGCUUCUCGCGCUACUCAUUAGCGAUAAGUUGUCUCUGGAGAAUGGUCGCACGAUGGUCGUAAUCAACCAAUUUCAUGAACUUGUCGAAUUGUAUCGUCUUGAAUUAAAUUCUGCUUACAAAGAAAUGCUUCUUAAAAUUCAGAUCUCUCAAAAUGCAACAGUGCUUAAUCAAAAGGAGAGGAUUCGAACAGAGGGUCCUGGAUCUGCCCCUCCGUUGCUCGAAUUGCCCCCACAAUCUGAUCUUCGAAGAGUUAGCCCAGGUAAAAAAUUUCAAAGUCAUUUGAGUGCGCUAAUCAACAUGAUAUCCAACUUGGCGUAUAAAAAUGGUCUGAUGUGUAUUUUAAUGGGGACACUCACUACGAAAUAUGAAAAAUAUUCUAUGAAACCUAGAUACCAAUCACAAUCUAGCAGCCAGAGCUCAUCUAUCUCACCUCCUUCUUCAAGUUCGCUAUCUUCUUUAAAUCAAGUGCCAUCAAAAGGAAGAGUCGUACUUACACCUUAUUUGAGCUCUGGUUCAAUACCCGCGUUUUCAUCUGAUUGCAUAAUUGAUUCAUUUUUGAGUUUCCGAUUGGUAUUCUACAGGGAUUGGUAUCAUAAUUCACCAGAUUUUGAAGCAAAGCGUGAUCAACAAGGUAUGACUUUGCCUUUAGAUCAAUCACUAUUGAAAGCGGUCUUUGUUGUAGAUCUUUUCAACCCACAAGCGUCUCUCAAAGCUGUAUCCAAAGUAUAUUUUGACUAUGAUUCAAACGAUACCAAAAAUAAAUUUAUUGAUCUUUCGACCUCAAAUUUACAGGAAGCUGAUAACGAGCCAAAUAUCUCAAGAACAGAGGUGGAUUCGCCCUCAAAUGACCUACCACUCGGUUCAAAAACAAGCGCACUACCUAUUCCGUCAUCUCCAAAUUUGACAGAGAGUCAAGUGGGAGAAUUGUUAAACACGACCGAUAGUUUUAAUAGACCUGAAGAUUUAUCUGACAGUGCUUCAAGAUGUGAGCUGGUUAUUGAAGCUUCUGAUGAGGAGAAUGCAACAUUACAAAUUUGA